CUCGGCCUCCCAAAGUGCUGGGAUUACAGGCGUAAGCCACCGCGCCCGGCGGACAGGGUUUGUUAAAACUCAUCAAGCAGCACGCCUAAGAUCUGGGUAUUUCUCUGUAUGUAAAUUACAUUAAAUAAUUUUAAAGAAUGUAAAGGGAGGGAUCAAGGGAGGGGAGGAGGAAAGGCAAGCAGCAUCCGCAGGGCAGGUGUCCCGGUGACCGGUUCCCAAGCGGGAGGAGGGCGGUGGGCUCGCGGACACCAGCAUGCAGUGGCUCUGUUCGGCCGCCAGGUGGGGCGUGGGCCCUGGAAGGGCGGGCGGUGAAGGGCGGCGAAAGGCGGUGAGGGGGCGGGCCCGUACGCCGAUUCCAUAUGGGCGCCGGCGCGGAGCGCCGCGGGGCAGCGCGGGGUCGCCAUGGCGGAGCUGCAGCAGCUCCGGGUGCAGGAGGCGGUGGACUCCAUGGUGAAGAGUCUGGAAAGAGAGAACAUCCGGAAGAUGCAGGUAGCCGGGCUGGGGCCGAACCGGGACCUCCUUCUCAGCGGGUGGGUUCCGGGCCCUUCCCUCAGCCACCACGCGACGCCUGGCACUGCAGCCGCGUCCCCGCAGACCGGGUGUGGGCGGCCCUGGGGUCGCCGCAGCGGCCUCGGACAGGACUUCGGAAGCUUUGGCGGAUUGGAUGAAAUCCGUGUGCCCUUGCCGUGCGCGAGGCUGUUUUCCGCCCCUUCCAGCCCGGGGCAGGAGCGUCCCCGGCGGCAGGUGGGAAGCCCCUGGCGGCAGGCGCUCGCCCCACCACCUUCCCCUCUUACGCGGCCCCUUCCGCAGGGUCUCAUGUUCCGGUGCAGCGCCAGCUGUUGUGAGGACAGCCAGGCCUCCAUGAAGCAGGUGCACCAGUGCAUCGAGCGCUGCCAUGUGCCUCUGGCUCAAGCCCAGGCUUUGGUCACCAGUGAGUUGGAGAAGUUCCAGGACCGCCUGGCCCGGUGCACCAUGCAUUGCAACGACAAAGCCAAAGAUUCAAUAGAUGCUGGGAGUAAGGAGCUUCAGGUGAAGCAGCAGCUGGACAGUUGUGUGACCAAGUGUGUGGAUGACCACAUGCACCUCAUCCCAACUAUGACCAAGAAGAUGAAGGAGGCUCUCUUAUCCAUUGGGAAAUAAAAGUCUUUGCCAGUGGCCAUCAGGGCUGAGGGCAAGAAUAUAUUUUUUAUAAGGAAUUGGGAAUUUUAGUCUUUUAAGCAAAGUUUACGAAUGAAGAAAUGAAGGAUGGCCGCAAGUGUAAGGCAUAUGUCACUUGCCUCUGGACACUGGUUAUUUUAUGUUUCAGUCCCUAAAAAAUGAAAUGGAAAAAAGUGGUGCUAAAUCGGGUCAGAGAUAUUACAGGAGAGUUUUAGAGCUUAUUAUUUCCUGUGGCCAGUGCUUGUCCUGGCAGUAAGGCUCUCCCCUGUAACAAGCCAGAGCCCUCCAAGGUACCAGACUCUUCUUGCUAUACAGGUACUAACAGGCUGGCAGGUUAGAGUUGGUGGAGUCUGAGGAGAGAUAUUUUCUCUUUGUUGCCAAUAUCCUGUUUACCAGAAGUGUCACCACACCAUCUUCCAUAAGCUGUGAAACAAAAUCAAUGAGGUCACUAACUUAGAAGGGAAAGAAAGUUUUCUGGGUCUUUGUUUUCUUGAUUUUGGGUAAUUUAUACAAGGGCAUACAAGUUGAUUUUAAGAUGUGGAACUGGGAGGCAGACUAGUUUGGAUAACAACUUUGAAAUGUUCCUUGUGGAUCCCCAUUUCUGGUCAUCAAGAUGUGGAUGUACAUUUCUUAAAAUUAUUACAUGCUGCAUCUUUCAGCCUGGAGACCGUGCAGAAACAUGAGAGGUGACGACACACUAAUUGUGGGAAACAGAAUUACUGGCUGAUGGGCCCUGAGGCUGUGUGUAGCAAAAUGACAGGACAAUCUUGCAGUAACACUUUCCCCUUGAAGAGAAGGGGGUUUUGACUGUGAUAUAUACUAGUAUCUAGGAAUGAACAGUAAAAGAGGAGCAGUUGGCUACUUGAUGACAACAGAGUAAAGAAGCACUGGAUUUGGAAAAACCUGGUUUUAUUAGAACAGAUGGAAUGAAAGCCUACACCUAGCAUUGCCUACUUAGCCCCCUGAAUUAACAGAGCCCAAUUGAGACAAACCCCUGGCAACAGGAAAUUCAAGGGAGAAAAAGUAAGCAACUUGGGCUAGGAUGAGCUGACUCCCUUAGAGCAAAGGAGAGGCAGCCCCCAUUACCAAAUACCAUUUUUGCCUGGGGCUUGUGCAGCUAGCAGUGUUCCUGCCCCAGCAUGGCACCUUAUUGUUUUGAUAGCAACUUCAUUGUAUUUUCACCAACUUAUUACUUGAAAUUAUAAUAUAGCCUGUCCAUUUGCUGUUUCCAGGCUGUGAUAUAUUUUCCUAGUGGUUUGGUUUUAAAAAUAAAUAAGGUUUAAUUUUCUCCCCA
Messenger RNA from Nomascus leucogenys (northern white-cheeked gibbon), 2452 nucleotides. NCBI's taxonomy places the organism in Eukaryota, Metazoa, Chordata, Mammalia, Primates, Hylobatidae. The record is from RefSeq and is a predicted model, not a curated record.